AUGUCGUUGAUUGAAUAUCAAUCUCCUGGACAUUAUCUCCUUUGCGCUGAACCUUCGCUAACCGGUGACUAUUCAAUGGUUAGAAAGAUGUUUAUCGGUGGUCUGAACUGGGAAACUACAGACGAGUCCCUCCGUGACUAUUUCUCUCAAUUCGGUGAGGUUCAGGAGUGCACCGUCAUGCGGGACAGCGCCACUGGACGCUCUCGCGGCUUUGGGUUUUUGACUUUCCGUGACGCUAAGACCGUCAAUACUGUGAUGGUGAAGGAGCAUUAUCUGGAUGGAAAGAUUAUCGAUCCCAAGCGUGCUAUCCCUCGCGAUGAACAGGAGAAAACUUCUAAGAUUUUCGUUGGUGGUGUUAGCCAGGAGGCUACCGAGCAGGACUUUAAGCAAUUCUUUAUGCAGUUUGGCCGUGUUGUGGAUGCCACUCUUAUGAUGGACAAGGACACUGGACGUCCCCGCGGAUUUGGUUUCGUUACUUUUGACGGUGACGCUGCUGUUGAGAAGGCUCUCUCCCGUCCUCUUGAGAUUCUGGGCAAGCCAAUCGAGGUCAAGAAGGCACAGCCCCGUGGCAACCUGCGUGAGAACAACGAUCAACGCGGAGGCCACCGCACCGGAGGAUACCGCGACCAAAACCAGAACGAUGGAGGUCAGCAGCAAGCCGCUCAGCAGGGACAGGGUAGUACGAUGACUCCUCAGAUGAUGGCCCAAUACUGGCAACGCAUGCAACAGUACUUUACCGUUUUGCAGCAUCAGAUGGCUGCUGGUCAGGGAGGAAUGCCCGGUAUGAACAUGGGCGGUGCUAUGAACAUGAACCCCGCUAUGAUGGCUCAGAUGCAGCAGAUGCAGCAGAUGCAGAUGCUCCAGCAGCAGCAAAAGCAACAGCAAAUGGGUGCCCAGCAGCAAGGUACUAUGAGCCCCGGUCCUGGGAGCCCUGGCUCCCAGCAGGCCAUGCCCAACAUGAUGAACCCCGCCAUGAUGCAGCCGAACCAAGCCAAUGCCCCCGGUGGCCCAGGCAGCGAUUCCGCCAGCCCCGUCCCCAACGCCGCGGCUAUGGCCGCCAACUACAACAACGGAACCCCAAACGCAGCCAGAGGACACACUGGACCGGGAUACAACGCCACCGAGCAGAUUGCCUUCGAGCAGCAGAAGUAUGAACAGCAGCAGAUUAACCGUUCGAUGGACCCUCGCGGUUUCUCGCCUUACCAGCAGCAGGUUGGCCCAACUUCGUGGGAGGGCAUGUACGAUGAAGUUCCUCAACCUCACGUCCCGACCGGACCAGCAGGUAUGAGACGCAUUGGAAGUUCGGGUAGUGGAACCACUCAGCCUCAGGGCACUGCGCCCGCUAAUGCUCCCACUGGACCCCGUAACGCCGGCAAGCCCGGUGCGAACUACCGUGGUGGUGGCCGAGGUGGACACCGUGCCUACCACCCUUACCAGCGCUAA
Penicillium egyptiacum is the source of this 1443-nucleotide messenger RNA. The record is from the annotation of a GenBank genome assembly. NCBI's taxonomy places the organism in Eukaryota, Fungi, Ascomycota, Eurotiomycetes, Eurotiales, Aspergillaceae.